Recurvomyces mirabilis is the source of this 1431-nucleotide messenger RNA. RefSeq lists its product as uncharacterized. The transcript has a single exon. Bases 1 to 1431 code for a protein of 476 amino acids. NCBI's taxonomy places the organism in Eukaryota, Fungi, Ascomycota, Dothideomycetes, Mycosphaerellales, Teratosphaeriaceae. The record is from RefSeq and is a predicted model, not a curated record.
AUGGACGCCAGGGCCUACCUCCAAAGCCAAGGCUGGCAAGGCGAUGGCCACUCACUCGACCAUACCGGCCGCGGGAUCAAGAAACCAUUACUAGUCAGCAAGAAGGUCGAUGUCCUUGGCGUGGGAGUGAACAAGCACCAGGCAGUCUCGGAUCAGUGGUGGCUGCGUGCUUAUGACCAAGGCUUGACUGACUUCGGGACGGGAAAGCAGAGUUUGCUUGGGCAGGUGCAGAAGCAUGGCAUUGCUAUGGGAGGAUUGUAUGGUCGAUUCGUGAAGGGUGAGGGUGUUGCUGGGACUUUUGGGGAGAGUCUGAGUAGUACACCUGCUGGUACGAUUACACCUUCGGAGAUAGAGCAGCAUGUUUCAGGGAAGGAUGGGCGGUCGGCGGUGGAUAUGGCUUCUGCGACUCUCAAGCGAAAGCGAGAGCACGUGAGGUCUGUGGAUAAGCGAGCAAAGCAGAGGACGAAGGAGGACUCUAAGAGCGAUGAUAGAGUCAAGAGGCUGGUUGGCAAGGCACAGCGACGAGGUCUCCUACCGAGCAAAUCUCGUGAACCGAUCGCUACGGAAAGGGCCAGGUCGGACGUGAAGGGGGAUCUGGCGAAGAUCAUGGCAACACUGUCAGCGUCCUCCAAAUUUCAGGUCGAUAUCAAUCUGGCCGCUGUUGGGAACGAUACGGCGAAGAAGCGGGCUCGUAGUGCUGCAAAGCACGAGUUUAGACGCGUGGCCAGAGCUCAUCUUGGGACGGCGAGCGAGGACGCAUCGACUCGUCGGGCACGAAAGGAGCAGGAGGGGGCUUCUGAAGCGAAGCGUGAUGUAGACAAGGCUUCGAGGACGGCACGGAAUCUCGCUAGCAUGCAGGCAAGGAGAGAAGGGAAGAAUGCUCGCAGGCUACAGCGUGCACAGUCACAGGAUAAUCCUAGCACUGUGAACGACAUGGCUGAUGGCGCGAUAUCGCUGAGUCCAGAUGUGGUUGUCGUUGUGGACACGCAGGGUGACGAUGCGCUCGCCAACACGGCGACGAACGGAUCAAGCAGUCCAGCGGCCGCUACAAUACAAGAAGGCGACUACGCCACGGCACGGUCGCACAUUGCCUCACAGACACCUUUCUCGUUCGUGAACACUCGUGGCAAGCAGAUAUUCGAACGGACGCCUGGUGACAGAGUGCCCGAGGACCCGAAGUGGUGGGCAGACACAGACACCAAAGCUCUGCCAAAACCAGUGCGCGAAGCCCGACGACGAUGGAGAUCCGCUCAACGUGAGGAUCGUCAUGGAUCCAGUAGGAACGCGGCAGAGUCGAAGAAAGUAGAAACUGAUUCAGAUGAGACCAAGGCUGCGAGGGUGGCGAGGAGAGCACAGAAGGAUGCCAAGGAAGCUAAGCAGGUUGAAAAGGAAAGGAAGCGGCAGGCGAGGAAGACGAAGAGUAGCGCAUGA